This is a messenger RNA of Lepus europaeus (European hare), 1107 nucleotides long. RefSeq names its product heparan sulfate-glucosamine 3-sulfotransferase 2 (gene HS3ST2). The transcript is spliced from 2 exons. The record is from RefSeq and is a predicted model, not a curated record. NCBI's taxonomy places the organism in Eukaryota, Metazoa, Chordata, Mammalia, Lagomorpha, Leporidae. The coding region runs from base 1 to 1107 and encodes 368 amino acids. Gene Ontology annotation, molecular function: [heparan sulfate]-glucosamine 3-sulfotransferase activity.
AUGGCCUAUAGGGUCCUGGGCCGCGCGGGGCCACCUCAGCCGCGGAGGGCGCGCAGGCUGCUCUUCGCCUUCACGCUGUCGCUGUCCUGCACUUACCUGUGCUACAGCUUCCUGUGCUGCUGCGACGUCCUGGGCCGGAGCCGCCUCCUCGGCGCGCCUCGCUGCCUCCGCGGCCCCGGCGUGGGCGGCCAGAAACUUCUCCCGAAGUCCCGCCCUUGCGAUCCCCCCGGGCCGACGCCCAGCGAGCCGAGCGCUCCCAGCGCGCCGGCCGCCGCCGCCGUGCCCGCCCCUCGCCUCUCGAGUUCCAACCACUCUGGGUCGCCGAAGCUGGGCACCAAGCGGCUGCCCCAAGCCCUUAUCGUGGGCGUGAAGAAGGGGGGCACCCGGGCCGUGCUGGAGUUUAUCCGCGUGCACCCGGACGUGCGGGCCUUGGGCACGGAGCCCCACUUCUUCGACAGGAACUACGGCCGCGGGCUGGACUGGUACAGGAGCCUCAUGCCCAGGACCCUGGACACCCAGAUCACCCUGGAGAAGACCCCCAGCUAUUUCGUCACUCAAGAGGCCCCCCGCCGCAUCUUCAACAUGUCACGGGACACCAAGCUCAUCGUGGUGGUGCGGAACCCCGUGACCCGCGCCAUCUCCGACUACACCCAGACGCUGUCCAAGAAGCCGGACAUCCCUACCUUCGAGGGCCUCUCCUUCCGCAACCGCACGCUGGGGCUGGUGGACGUGUCGUGGAAUGCCAUCCGCAUCGGCAUGUACGCGCUGCACCUGCAGAGCUGGCUGCAGUACUUCCCGCUGGCUCAGAUCCACUUCGUCAGCGGCGAGCGGCUCAUCACCGACCCGGCCGGCGAGAUGGGGCGCGUCCAGGACUUCCUGGGCAUUAAGAGGUUCAUCACGGACAAGCACUUCUACUUCAAUAAGACCAAAGGAUUCCCUUGCCUGAAAAAAACCGAGUCCAGCCUGCUGCCCCGUUGCCUGGGCAAAUCGAAAGGACGGGCUCACGUUCAGAUCGAUCCUGAAGUGAUAGACCAGCUCCGGGAAUUUUAUAGACCUUAUAAUAUUAAAUUUUAUGAGACAGUCGGGCAGGACUUCAGGUGGGAGUGA